AUGAGGCUUAGAUGCCUUUUUAGGCUGAGAUAUGCUCCGAGUGGUAUUGGUUGGAAGGGGGUGGUUAACUGUGGGAUGCAUAAUCAUACACUAGAUAAGGAUAUGUUAGGUCAUGACAUCUUGGGGCGUCUAAAAGAUGAUGAAAUAAAGUUUGUGAAUGACAUGACGAAGUACAAUAUGGCACCAAGGUAUCGGCUACCACUGCUUGAGAUUGUUGAUGUUACAUCAACAAAAUUGACGUUUUCAAUUGCUUUUGCAUAUUUGGAACACGAAAUGGAUGAGAACUUCACAUGGGCACUGCAGAGGCUCAAGGAGUUGUUGUAUUUUGAGAAGUUGCUACCAGAUGUCAUGGUGACAGACCGGGAACUUGCAUUAAUGAAUGCCAUUGAUUCUGUGUAUCCAAAUGCGUCUCAUUUGCUAUAUACGUUUCAUAUUUCAAAAAAUGUUAGCAGGAAAUGUAAAGACUAUGUCAAAUUAAAAAGACUAGAACAUGUCAUGGAUCAAUGGAACAACAUGAUGUAUUCAAAUACAGAAGACAAAUUUGAUAUACAUCUCAACCACUUCGAGAGUGUAUGUGGUGAUAUUCCAUCAUUUGUUAAGUAUGUGAAAGAAACAUGGUUAACACCGUAUAAAGAAAGUUUUGUUGUUGCAUGGACUAACAGAGUCACUCAUUUAGAGAACACAACAACAAACAGGGUGGAGUCUGCAGAUUGGAAACUGAAGAACAUGUUGACGAUAAGUCGUAGUGAUUUAUGUGCAAGUUGGAGAAAGAGUGAAAUUUGUUGGUCAAGCAAGAAGAGGUGUGGUUGUUACAUUAGAAUAACACAUGGAUUACAGUGUGCGUGUCAGCUUGCCGGCUACCAGAUUCUAGGCAUACCCAUACCUAUGAGGGCGUUGAAGAAAAAACUUUGUGAUAUUGCGUAUCCAUCCACACCUUCAACGUGUCCACCACCGGUCAAAUACAAGCCAAAGAGAAGAGUUAAGAAGAGUAGAAAGGGGGGAGAAAGUGAUGUGCAUCGUGAUCCAAGUCAGUGGAAAUAUGUUGAUGCUUCUCAAGGGAGUCAGACUACAAAGAAAUCAUGCACACAACCAAGUGGGAGUCAAUCGUCAACCAUGCUGAUUGGUAAGCAACCUUCUAUCAAUUCUGCAAAAUCCAAGUACUUGUCACAAUUUCUUGCCUUCUUUCAUCCAUACAUCGAUGAUAUUGUUAAUGUUGAACUGGAUGGAAAUUAUGGUUUCCAUUGUAUUUCAUCUGCAUUAGGAUGGGGAGAAGAUGCAUGUUAUGAUGUUUGA
Vicia villosa (hairy vetch) is the source of this 1293-nucleotide messenger RNA. RefSeq lists its product as uncharacterized. Bases 1 to 1293 code for a protein of 430 amino acids. Lineage: Eukaryota; Viridiplantae; Streptophyta; Magnoliopsida; Fabales; Fabaceae. The record is from RefSeq and is a predicted model, not a curated record. The transcript is spliced from 5 exons.